UGCCGGACUCUGGCAUCGAUUUCCGGAAUCACGUGUCCGGCAUUGGACAACCCGGAUCACGGGACAAUUGUUGUCGAAGGUUUCGAAACGGGCCAACUGGUAACCUACGAAUGCGACACGGGCUUCCAGGCCGGCGCCACUUCGGGGCCGGCAACUUUGGUCUGCAAUUCGGACGGGACCUGGAGCGUUAGCGACGCGGAAUCCAAUUCCAACGAGCCGUUCCGGUGCCAGGAAGACGUGUGCAGCGAGCCGGAAACUCCCGCCAACGGGUCCGUCACUUUCACGUCCACCAAUUUCGGAUUGAAGGCGCUCUUCCGCUGCGACCAAGGAUUCGUGCUGAGCGGAUCGCAGCAGAGGACGUGCGGAAGCGAUGGCGAAUGGAUCGGCGGAGCCAAGCCCAAAUGCGUUCCUCGAACGUGUUCCAUCCCGGACAUCAUUGAGCACGGAUACAUGGGAUUCGAAGUGGGCGGAUCGGCCACCAGUCUCGGCACCGGAUCUGUCAUUCUCUACGACUGCGAGGAAGGAUACAAAUUAGUCGGAGCGCGGGAACAAUCCUCUUUGCCAUCCGGCGAUUGGACGGACCAAGAGCCGUCGUGCCAUCAGAUAUUUUGCGAGCGUCUGCCCAGCACCAUGGAGCACGGGACUGUCACGUGGGCCGAGGAGAACAUUUACGGUUCAGUCGUUCAAUUCGUUUUCCAUCCGGGAUACGAAUUAGACGGCCCGGAACGUUUGUCCUGCGAAGAUGACGAAAAUUGGAGCGGAAUAAUGCCCACCUGUCGCCCGGUGGAGUGUCCCAAUCCGGGCCUCGUUGCCAACUUCGUUGUUUCACUCAAACAAGCGGAUGUUCGAUUAGAUCCGGAAGUCUACCUACCUACCUACGGCGACAUUUUGGUUUACACCUGCCGAAGAGGUUACGUAAUUGUCAAAUCCGACAACGAUUCCGGCGUCGUGGAGAGGCGCUGCUUGGCCGACGGCUCUUGGUCUUCCAAACCGCCCGUCUGUUCCAGAGUCUCCUGCCCGCCGGCCGUCAUCCCUCAGAAUGGGUAAACAUCUCGUCCCGUUCAGAAUGAAGUGACCAACGUCAACGAAACGGAGGAAGCGGCCAUGGUUGGUCAAAUCAUCCACUACGGAUGCAAAAAAGGCUACCAGCUGACCGACGACAACCCCAAGGUGGCCAAAUGUCUGGAGACGGGCAAAUGAAAUGUCUCGGAAACGCCCACGUGUCAGCUGAUUCGGUGCCCUCAACCGCCCGUCGUCAAGACCGGCAAACUGGACGGAAACGGGAAAAAGGAAUAUUCAAAUUUGGAUUCCGUCAAAUACGAAUGCGAUUUCGGAUUCCGCAUGACGGGCGAAGACCGGGUGGCGUGCACUUUUUCGGGAGAUUGGGAAGAUCAGAUACCGACGUGCGUCCGAGCCAUUUGUCUGUCUGUCGACAUACUGGAAGACGGAAUCAUCACGCCCGUCUAUCCGCCGUCGGAUGGACAGAAGACGGGCCGCCAACAGCGCCCAAUGGCAUUGAAAUUCUCCUGUCAAGACGAAUACGAUUUGGUGGGCAGCGCGUUGGCCGAAUGCACGUCGACGGGCGACUGGAAUCAUCCGUUUCCGGCUUGUGUUCCGUGGCCGUACGAGUCUCCGCCGAUCCCACCGAAUAGUCAAAUCCAAUCGAAAGUCAUUUGACCGGAUAUCAUCACGGCGAUAGUCCGUUGCGAUCCCGGCUUUCGAUUACUCGGAUCCAAUUUGACUUGUGGUCCGGCCGGCAUUUGGAAAGGAAAAGCGGAAUGUGAAGCUCAGCUGUGUUCUCUUCCGAAACAACUGUCAACUGGGAAAGCAGUCAUCGGUGAUUUCAAAUUCAAGCAACCGCUGAAAAGUUCGUACGGGUUUGGCGAGACGAUCCAGUUCAGUUGCCGGCUGGGCUAUGUGCUGGAAGACCCCCAAAUGUC
This is a messenger RNA of Daphnia pulex (common water flea), 1940 nucleotides long. RefSeq names its product sushi, von Willebrand factor type A, EGF and pentraxin domain-containing protein 1-like. The transcript has a single exon. The annotation marks the transcript as partial. NCBI's taxonomy places the organism in Eukaryota, Metazoa, Arthropoda, Branchiopoda, Diplostraca, Daphniidae. The record is from RefSeq and is a predicted model, not a curated record.